AUGAUUAUGGCGCAGGCCGAACGCACGGUUGCUUACCCGGGCACCCCUGGCUCUUUGUUGCUCCUCCUUGCCGUGUGCCAUGCGGAUUCAUCGGAGAGGCGUCAGGCUUUCCUGCUCGGCGCCAUCACCCAACAACCUGCGCUGCUAAACAGUUGUUUGCUCUCGGGCACGGCUGCUAUCAAGCCACUGGCAUCAUCACCAAUAACUCAAGGGAAGGGAAGGGAAGAGAGGGGCAAGCCAAAGUCCAUGCUUGAUCGCCCUCUUGUUACAUUCACAAGCGGUGCGGCCGAGCCUCGAUUUCCGCGGACAACAGCAGCAACAACAAUAGCCAGCAUCUGA
This is a messenger RNA of Trichoderma aggressivum f. europaeum, 339 nucleotides long. RefSeq lists its product as uncharacterized. The transcript has 2 exons. NCBI's taxonomy places the organism in Eukaryota, Fungi, Ascomycota, Sordariomycetes, Hypocreales, Hypocreaceae. The record is from RefSeq and is a predicted model, not a curated record. Bases 1 to 339 code for a protein of 112 amino acids.